AUGGGCAGAGCGCUGUUCAUCAUCGACAAUCCAGGAAAACUCCUGGACUUCUACGAUCUUGACAAGAAGAAACUGGGUGAGGGGUCCUAUGGCUAUGUCUGCAAGGGCAAGAACAAGGCCACAAAUGCCAUCCGAGCAGUGAAAACAAUUGCCAAGGGCAAGAUGAAAAACAUUGAGCGCUUCAAGCAAGAAAUCGCCAUUAUGAAGAUGAUGGACCAUCCGAACAUCAUCAAGCUGUAUGAAAGCUUUGAGGAUUUGAGGAACAUCUACCUGGUCAUGGAGCUUUGCUCAGGGGGUGAGCUCUUCGACCGCAUCAUCGAUGCUGGCAGCUUCACAGAGGUGGUUGCGGCAAUCCUCAUGCAGCAGAUCAUCCGUGCAGUGUACUAUAUGCAUCAGAACAACGUCCUGAAUUUCAUGACGACUUUGAAGAGCCACAUGAACACGACGACCUUGUCCAAAGAGGUGAGCUUGGCAUAG
Molecule: messenger RNA, 477 nt
Organism: Cladocopium goreaui
Lineage: Eukaryota; Dinophyceae; Suessiales; Symbiodiniaceae
Source: the annotation of a GenBank genome assembly